Messenger RNA from Heterobilharzia americana, 2212 nucleotides. The record is from the annotation of a GenBank genome assembly. NCBI's taxonomy places the organism in Eukaryota, Metazoa, Platyhelminthes, Trematoda, Strigeidida, Schistosomatidae.
AUUGAUGUAAGAGGUACUAGUUUCCUUGUAUUUCUUCAUGAUAAAAUUAGCAUGACAAUUAGAAGAAUCAGAAUGUCUAAAUUAAAGACAGCCAUUCUGUACUUCAUUAUUUGUUUUACCUUCGUGUUCUUUUUCAUGACAACGGUACUAAAUAGACCACCAGUAAACAUUCUAAAAGUGAAAUCAGCAGCUAAGAAAAUAAACACGAAAAUGCACAGCAAUCGGUCAAAUUUGGAUUGUUCAUUGGAAUUACAAGCCAAAUUACGCAGUCUUCACUUGGGAGAUGUUGUUAACUCAGAGAAACUUAAUCGUAUAAUGUUAGAAAAUUCUCCAUAUUUCAUUACACAACAAACAUGCGAAGAUAUAUGUGAUAAACUACCAUUAAAUUCUGUAAAUAUGACUGGUAAAUAUCAACCUAUCGGCAAUCUAUCUAUAUCAACGACAAUGGAAACAAACAUACAUAAAGUUAUUAGCUUAAACAAACCGCAUAUCCCCGGUGGUGGUUGGACUUAUAAAGUAUCAGAUAAGUGCACAAGUAACACUGGUAAAGUUAAUCAGACUGGUGUAGGUAUAGUUAUAGCAUUUCGAGACAGAUGGAUCCAAUUAACGAGUGUAUUAUCAACACUUAUACCACUGUUACGCCGUCAAAGAUUGUGCUAUCGAAUAUUUGUUGUUGAACAAGCUGGUAAUAGUUUAUUCAAUCGUGGUAUGCUGUUCAAUGUCGGCUUUAUGGAGGGUAUAAAACGAUUUCAUUUUGAUUGUGUUAUAUUUCAUGAUGCUGAUUUGGCACCAAUCAAUGAUUUGAAUCCCUACGGCUGCGACAAACAGACAUUUAAACAAGCUGUUCAUCUGGGUGUUGGUUUGGACAUUCGAAAUUUUCGUUUAAACUAUCCGAAACUGAUUGGUGGUGUUUUAAAGAUUUCAAAUCAGCAUUUCGUUCAAGUGAAUGGUCAUUCAAAUUUAUACUGGGGAUGGGGUCAAGAGGACGAUGACUUAGAGAGACGAAUGAAAUAUGCAAAAGUUAGUUAUUAUCAAAUGUCUCCAAGUGUAGCACGUUAUAAAGCUUUACCACAUGAAUUACAACAGAAAAGUGGCAAUACUAAAAGAAUACACUUAAAACUUUUAGCUUCAGCUACUCAAAGAAUGCAUUAUGAUGGACUUUCAUCACUGAGUUAUAAAGUUCUGCAAGUAACUCAACACAAAUUAUUCACACAUUUAUUAGUGGAUUUAGGAAGCCAACCGAAAUUCUAUAAUUGUUAAGUGCAUAAAAUGUAACUUAGCUGAUUAUUUGCUGAAUAAAUCAUUUCCAUAUCGACUAAUAUGCUGACAAAGAAUUAAUAUGAGAUGCAGUAAAGCAAACAGGUCCAAAUACAUAUUGAAAUAGUUUAUGAAGAAUAACUUUCGCAGAUAUGAACAGUUUUGUUAACUCAACCUUCACAAAUAAUUACGUUUGAAUACUAUUAACUUUCACUCAGUUAAUUUACUCUUGGGUUAUGCUUUGCAUCCAGUAUGAGGACGUUUCAGGAUUUCGUCUAGUGUUCAAAUGUUUGGUUGAUAUGCAUUCACACAUAUAUCUUCAAUAUUCAUUUGAAAUUGAUGUAAAUAGAAACUUAUAUCUACUUGAGAUGUUGAAUCUUCUCUGAUAACCACGCCGUUAGUGAAAUGUGACCAAGUGCAUACAGUAAUGACUUUUCUUUGUCCUACUUACUAAAUAUAUUCUAAUUCAUAAUUUUUAUAAAGAAUACUUCUGAAAAUGCCUAUUGAACGGUGUUGACUUGGCACUUACUCAUGGAUUUGCAAUACCUUUUCUUUUCAUUAAAUUUGAAUUGUAUUGUAAAACACCUUCUUCAUGUCAUCCGAUUUGUAGAUAUAUGUCUGUAUAUUUGAUAUCUGAUGCACCGUCACUAUCAUUGUUUACUCAUCUAACUUAGAGUUAGAAAUUAUUUUAUACACUUAACCUCAGUGGUUUCACUAACCGAUCUCAAAUGGUGGCUCCCUUCCUCCAGUAUUGAAGUCGGCAACGCUAUGGCGCUUGAAGCAUAGGUUACUAGGUCUCUUCUGAUUUCUUCUUCUAGUCACCAAACUAAAUAAAAUCUCGUAAUUUCUACUUGUUUUUAGUUAUCACAAUGUUAUUUUGUGUAAUUUUAGUAGACAACUAGUAAGCUGUCAUAGUUUAUAAUGAAACGGAAAUGGCUGUGCCGGUAAAAUUUCA